Messenger RNA from Anopheles arabiensis, 842 nucleotides. RefSeq names its product cuticle protein-like. Gene Ontology annotation, cellular component: extracellular matrix. The record is from RefSeq and is a predicted model, not a curated record. Bases 70 to 711 code for a protein of 213 amino acids. The transcript has 2 exons. Lineage: Eukaryota; Metazoa; Arthropoda; Insecta; Diptera; Culicidae.
ACGGCACAGUUCGGUCGAGUUCUCUGCACAGCGAACAACAGCUCCAACAUCUGCAAAACACCAACAACCAUGGCCUUCAAGUAUGUCGUGUUCGCCGCUCUGGUGGCUGUUGCCCGCGCUGGAUUGAUUGCCUCGCCCGCUGUCAGCUAUGCCGCUGCGCCGGCCUACGUUGCUGCUGCCCCGGUCGCCAAGGUCGCUUAUGCCGCUGCCCCGAUCGCCAAGGUCGCGUACGCCGCCCAGCCAGAGGAGUACGACGCGAACCCGCAGUACUCGUUCUCGUACGGCAUCUCGGACGCCCUGACCGGAGACUCCAAGUCCCAGCAGGAGUCGCGCAGCGGAGAUGUUGUCCAGGGAUCGUACUCCGUCGUUGACCCCGAUGGCACCAAGCGUACCGUCGAGUACACGGCCGACCCGCACAACGGAUUCAACGCUGUCGUCCACCGUGAGCCGCUGGCCGCCAAGACCAUCGUCGCUGCUGCCCCGGUCGCCACCAAGGUCAUUGCUCAGCCCGCCGUCGCUUAUGCCGCUCCGGUAGCUAAGACCAUCUCGUACGCCGCCCCGGUAGCCAAGACCAUCUCGUACGCCGCUCCGGUCGCUACCAAGACCUACGUCGCGCAGCCGACUCUGUCGUACGCCGCUCCAGUGGCCAAGACCUACGUGUCGCAGCCGGCUCUGUCGUACGCCGCCCCGGCCUACGCUUCCUACCACUAAGCGCCUAAAGACUGUUUGAUGUUGACCAUGUUAUGUUUGACGGAACUGAGAUGAUAUUUAUUGUACAGAUUUGCAAUACACGCUAUGGCAAAAACGAGUUGGAUCUAGCACAGAUCCUUACCUGAAAUCUA